Messenger RNA from Drosophila biarmipes, 915 nucleotides. RefSeq lists its product as uncharacterized. The transcript has 3 exons. NCBI's taxonomy places the organism in Eukaryota, Metazoa, Arthropoda, Insecta, Diptera, Drosophilidae. Bases 34 to 903 code for a protein of 289 amino acids. The record is from RefSeq and is a predicted model, not a curated record.
GUUCUUCCCCGAAUCAAGAUCUUUACUUUAGCAAUGCCACUAAAAUUCAACGAGGCACUUGAAUUCCUUCUCGAGGAUUCGCCUCCUGCAGAGCAACCUUACGCAAACGAUGCAGCCGAAAUAUCCGCGAAAAUAAAUCAGGAGUUCACCGAGAUUAAUUCCAUUUUCAAGGGUACAAUCAUCAACUUGGACAAGACUUGGCUCUCUACCGAUAAUCCUUUAUCGAAAAAAUGUCACCCAUUUUUGUGGCUUAAGGUGCCAUUUAAGACCGAGCCACAGCAAGUCCACCUUCCCGACUGUGAAGAAGGCAAUGCUUUCUAUCUAAUGACUUCUGUAAAUCAUCCUGCAGUUCGUAAUGGAUUUGUGAUGGGCGACGUUCUAGUCAACCUAUUCCACUCGGAUAUGAACAGAGUUAUGGACCGGCUAUCUAAAAUAGCUUGUAAAAGUGGAAAAUCGUACAAGCUUUGUUACGACAUGGACAAAGAGAUGUUUACAAUUCAAGUCAAUGAAGAUAACCAUAUAAAUGGAAUUUGGUAUUCCUUCGCUCUAGAAUUCAGUUUCUCCGACGAUUCUGUCUUUUAUGCCUCCAAAGACAAUUUGUUCUUUCGUAGAAAUGACUCUGAGGAAGAAGAAGAAAUAAGUCGCAAGGCCAAGAUAGCGACUUUAUUGUUGAUGAAAAUACCUGAUAUAUCCCUUGGGUUCCCAGUUUAUGAAAUAAUUAAUUCGCUUGCGGAUCUUCGAUUUAAUAAUAUCAGUGAUUUUUUGUUUAUGGCUAUAAAGUUGCUGAUUCCACUAACAACAUGUCCUGGACCCUUGAGACGUGCUUUUGGAAAACUUUUGCAGUUCAAACAAUCAGACUCGGUUGAAGUGUCAGAGCUAAAGGACAUUUUUGGAUUGCAUUAACAUAAAUGGCAC